Messenger RNA from Oncorhynchus tshawytscha (Chinook salmon), 885 nucleotides. RefSeq names its product natterin-3-like. The transcript is spliced from 4 exons. The coding region runs from base 1 to 885 and encodes 294 amino acids. Lineage: Eukaryota; Metazoa; Chordata; Actinopteri; Salmoniformes; Salmonidae. The record is from RefSeq and is a predicted model, not a curated record.
AUGGAUAUCCCUGCCUGUGAGUUUUAUAACUUCAUGCAGCUCACUCCACCCAUCCCGACGGUUCCAGAGAGACUAGGGGAUCAUAAACUGUUUCCCCAGAGUGACCUCAGCUUCCAGGCCACCGAUAGGUUGCUAGGGGGCCAGACACCUGGCUUCUGCCCAACCUGGUCUCAGAGAAUUUCAUAUGAUUCUGGACUAUGGUGGUUUUCGAACUUGAACUAUUCAUCCUUCAAGUUCGAAGUCCUGGUCAACAUGGACAACUUUGAGUUUGUGGAGUGGAUCGAGGAGGAAUACGGUGCUGUCCCUCAUCAUACUGUCAAGACCUGCCCAGACGUUGAGAUAUAUGUCGGCAAGAACAAAUACAGUCUGGGAAAGGUUGUGACCCAACAUAAAGCCUUCUUCCUGCCCUUGGAGGGUGAUGACUACUGGUACAAGAGCUACCAGGCCAACGACCAGAUCGAGCUGUUCAACCACCCUCUUGAGGCCUUGCAGUUCGUCAGGGUCACCAACCUGGAGUGCAGCAGUGUAGAGAAGACGGUCUUGCUGGAGAAGACCAGCACUGUUGAGAAGACCUGGGACAUCGUCUGGGAAAGCCACAACAGUUCCACCACCAUGACAGCCAAGGUGCCCAUCCUCAGUUCAGGCACCAUGGACUUCACCAAGCAGCAGACCGUGAGCUUUUCAGAGAGUACCACCAUGGUGGAGUCCAUCAGCCACUCCAUCUCUGUGGAGCUGUUGGUCCCUCCCAACCACUCCUGUACCGUGCAGAUGGAGGACAGGAAGAUGACAGCCGACAUCCCCUUCACGGGUAGACUGAGCCAGACCUACCAUAAUGGAGACAGCCACUGGACCACCAUCACAGGGACUUAUGAUGACACAAAGUGA